Chiloscyllium plagiosum (whitespotted bambooshark) is the source of this 3101-nucleotide messenger RNA. RefSeq lists its product as uncharacterized. Gene Ontology annotation, cellular component: neuron projection; endoplasmic reticulum membrane; postsynaptic density. Lineage: Eukaryota; Metazoa; Chordata; Chondrichthyes; Orectolobiformes; Hemiscylliidae. The record is from RefSeq and is a predicted model, not a curated record. Gene Ontology annotation, biological process: brain development; neuron differentiation; endoplasmic reticulum tubular network formation.
AAGGGGCCACGUUCUCGGAGGAAUGCAGCCUGCCCCAGUGGCAACAGCUCCACCCCAAUCAAUCAUUGUCAAAUCCACACCCAUAGUCAUUGAAACCCCUUCACUCAUUGUCAAAUCAACCUCUGGACCAGGAGGGGCCCUGGAGGGAGCGACCGAGGGAACAGAGAGGACCCUGGAGGGAGCGACCGAGGGACCAGCAAAGGCGCCAGAGGGAGUUGCCACAGGAGCAGUGAGGGCCCAGGAGGGAGCAGGUGAGGGAGCAGCCAAGGCUUCAGAUUCCAUGUCACCAUCUUCAGUGGAAUUGACUGGAGUCCAACAACCAGCCAUGAGGCAGGAAGUCACCAAACCCAGCCCUUCAGGAAGGAGGGACACACAGAAUGAUCUAAGAGCCAAAGAUGGACAGAGCUUAUUAGGGUCUGGUGACAGAGCCCAGCCCCAGUUAACCACAACUCCCCAGGCACUGAGCAAACUAACCCCCCAGCAAAACCCUGCCAUCAAGAAAACGGGAAUAGUCAAAGGCACAGCCCUUUGUCUGGCCCAGCCCCUCGUGGACAUGGCCCCUCCCAGUGAUUCCAAAGUGAGACCAGAGCUGAAACCACAAACUGUCUUGGAGCCUGUGCAGAUGGAAAGGCCUGUUGGUGGGGCAGCUUCUGAUAGGCUGAGUAAAAUGGCAGUGAAGGAUUUGAUCUACUGGCGUGAUCCUAAGAAGACAGGGGUUGUGUUUGGAUCCAUUCUGACCUUGUUGGUCUCGCUGGCAGUGUUUAGUGUGGUCAGUGUGUUGGCCUAUCUUGUGCUGGCUUUGUUGUCCGUCACCAUCAGUUUCCGCAUCUACAAGUCCGUGGUACAGGCUGUGCAGAAAACCAACGAUGGAAAUCCCUUCAAGCCUUAUCUGGAACAGGAUAUCACCUUGUCUUCGGAAACAUUCCAUAAAUACUGCACCAUUGGCUUCACCCACUUGAACAGAGUGCUGAAAUAUCUGCUGCAGCUCUUCCUGGUCCAGGAUCUAGUGGAUUCACUGAAGCUUGCAGUUCUCAUGUGGCUGAUGACCUACGUUGGAGCUGUCUUCAAUGGGUUGACUCUCCUGAUUCUGGCUGUACUGUUGACCUUCAGCGUCCCGAUCAUCUAUCAAGCUUACCAGACACAGAUUGAUCAUUACAUUGAACUAGUUCAGAAGCAGGCAACCUGUGCUUUUGGGAAGAUCCAAGAGAAGCUUCCAGGCGCAAAACGAAAGAGCGAGUAACAGCAGGGGAGACCCUGCUCAGCACCCUCCAUUGCCACUCCUCCCUUUGUCCUCGCUACUAAACUAAAACUCUGUAUUGGAACUAAAUGCUUGCUGUCUGUCUGCUUGGGCCUGUGUGCCACCAUUCCUGCUGUUGUGGACUGCUUCCAGGAAUUUGCUACUUGUUCUUGCCUCCCCCACACCCUCACCCUCUACCCCCAGGUCGAUCUCAGCCAGCAAGGGGGUCACUAGUAUGUUGUGUGUGUCUGUUGAUCACUGGCUUAAGACACAUUCCUUUCUGCUGCUUCUGUUUCAAUGAGAUUAUAAAUAUAUAUAUUUUCUGUUUUGCCCUUCUCUGAAAGACACUGUCUGUAAACUGCUGUAGAAAUUACUGAGCAACAACAGGGUGGAGAUCAAGAGAGAAUCAAUCUCCUUCCCCCAAUUGUGUAUAUAAUUGAGGGUGCAUGUGAAAAUAUUUGUCAUUGUAACUGAACAGUCUUUGAGAAACUGGGGGAGGAGUAGGAAAUAGGCAAGUGACGGAUGAAUUUCUGAAUUGUAAGUGAUGUAUGUCUGUAGUUAGUGUGUGUGUGUAUAUACGCCAAUCUGCCCCAUUCCCCCUACCAGGUUUCAGUACUGGCUUUGCAAAAGUAACUGUCCUUCCCCCUCCCACCCCCUGACCUUGAGUCCUGUUUGAAAAGGACACUACGCUCUGUGGUGCUGUUCUCAUUUCAAUCCCCCACUUGCCUGCUUGGUCCAUUGUGUGAGAUAACCACAGAUUGACAUUCAUUAAGAGAUAUUCCUGCAGCAAACUUCAUCAAGGGAUGGCAUGGCAAUCUCAACAAAAUGGUUAACCUCAAGGUACACUAGCUAUUGAUCAGAAGGACGGGUGGGUGUUUAGGGGAGGAGCUAUGAUCUUUGGAAUAUGCCCCAUUAGGAGGGCAGGGCAGAUAACAGCAGGACUAAGCCCAUGUCCUCCUCUUUCUGACUCUGUGUACUCGCACAGUUGUAACUCUGUAUAGAACACUGGAGGGCGAAGUGGUGUGGGACUGCAUGGUGUGCGAUUGUCCUCUCCCUACCUAAUAAAGGCCUGCCCUAUAUUGGGGGCUUGCGUGGACAUAGUAGAACCUGCAACCUUUUUAAAAAAAAAACAGAAUUCCUAUUGCUUUGAUUGUACUUAAACAAGCUCCUAGACAUUGAACUGGUUGUUUUUAAUUUUAAUUGCUUAACUUUGUAGUUUAUGAUUCACUUCCCUCCCUUACUGUGCUGCACCAAGAGCGCACAUCACAAAGGCAUAACACCUUCAUUGUUGGCCCAAAACUCUGAAUUAAUCCACUUCCAUGUCAGGAUUCAGCUUUUGACCAAGUGAAAAGUUGAAAUUGGCUUCUGAGGUAUGUAAAUCAUGAGUCGAGGGGUUUGGCCACUGUGUUGGCAAACCUAUAGCCCAUUAUUGAGAGCUAUAGCACUCUUCACUGAGCUUAGGUUUAUCCAUACAAAUACUUAAGGGUGAGGUUAGCCACCCCAUCUGUUGGCUAAAGCCCUUCAUGAAUUCAUGUCAGGACAUUGCUGUAGCUACACACAGCCUGAGAUAACAUUAUAACUGCAGUUAUACCUUCCCUCUGUCUUUCCAUUCUCUAACUUCCCACCCACCGCAGGACUGUUUGGGCAGUUGAAACCUGAUGUUUUAAUGUUUGUCUAGUGUUACCAUAAGGUCGGGUUUUUUAGAGCCAAUUGUGUUUUUGAGGGAGCGAAUUGAACAGGGGAAGUAUAACUGAGUGCUCGGAAAUCUGUGUAUGUUAGGAUUAGAUGGAACUGUUGAGAAUCAGACAAUUCCUGCAAAAAUGUUAUUGUGAAGUUGAUAAUUAAAUUACAUCCUUAUUGUUUA